GUUUCUAUUUUUGUUUAAAAUGAAAAAAAAAUGCAUAAGAGUCACUUCCAUCAUUAUUUUUAUAGGGUUAUCAUGUGAUUUUACUAAAUCCACAUAUAGCUCAAAUAUCCAGAAUAGUGGGUUUGUUGUUAAUACAUUGAGGAAAACCCAGCCUUUUAAUAAGGGGGCAAAUACCUAUCUAUGCUAUCCCAUUUUCUGCCACCCUACUCCAAACAGUACCUUGAUUUCUAAAAUAGUUAUUCAAACUUUUUUUUUUAAUCCAUUAAAUUGUUCAGUUGUGAUUAGUUAACUUCCAAACAAAGUGUGCUCUGUACUUAGAGCAAAACUAAAAAUCAACCUGGCAAUCAGUAUAGCUAAUUAAAUAUCUCUUCUUACAUAUAUAUAUAAUAAUGAUUUCCACUGUGUAGAUACAUUUCAAAGAGCUGAUUUGGAUGAUACAGUAUUAACUUUGUAAUGCAUUCUGUGUUUGGAUUUUUAUUGUAUAGAUACAUGUCAAGGGACACAGUAUUACCUUUAUGAUGUAUGCUCUGUGUAUGAUUUUGAUUAUAUAGAUACAUUUAAAGGGACUAAUUCAAGAUGGGUACACUAUUACCCACAUAUCAAGUGACGGAAUCGGGAUGGAUUCAUUGUUACCUUAGAUAUAUAACCUAAGAUUUUACUGGUAUAAAUACAUUUAAAAGGACCAACUCAAGGUGGAUACAGCAUUACAUUUAUGAUUGAUAAUGAUGUGUGUUUGAAACCUGUGACUUGUAAUGUUUGUUUGUACUAUGUAGCAUGAUUUAAGUUAUGACUAGCACUAUAUUAUUACGGUAAUGUUUUGUUAAAUUCUUGAGUUGUUUCAGAAGUAUCCAUGAAAUUACUCACUUGUAUAUCAACACGUUCAUUUUACUAGUUUUAAAAAUUGUCUCUGGUUUGCAUUUCAUAUGAUAGCUGCUAAUAAUAUAUAAGGUAGACAAUAACUUUUAUAAUUCAUAUUUUUACCUAGGAGUCAAACAGAAAGUAAUUAUAUUUUAUGUAGCUUGAUAGAAUUUGCUAAGCAAUUUGUUGUUUUUUCAUUCUAGACUUUGUCACCAUAGGAGGCUUGUUGAUUUUAAGCUUCAUUAACCAGAUACUCGGACAUGAUAAAAACAGUCUUUUAUACUAUGCCAAAACAUGUAUGCUUUUUCUUUUGUGUUGGUCAACCAAUUAAGUCCUGUUUUAUACCAUUGCUUCAGAGAACAAAUUGGACUGUUAGAAGGUAUAUUGACCCACCUCUAAGAUCAUUGGUUUGUGAAAAUCAGAAAAUAUUUUCCUCUUUUAAAACUAAAGUCAUCAGUCAAAGUAUACACUUCAAGAAGAAUUUCAAUUGCAGUUCUUCAGUCAAAAACAUUAAUUUUCUCAAUGACUUCUGGAAAAGACCUAGAAAAAAACAUGGUCAGUAUGCAUUAGUUCAGCCUGGUCUUGUUAGUGAAGCAGGAGAAAUUCCUCCAGAUAUAGUUUGUCCAGAAUAUGCAUAUUCUGGAAUAGUUGACCUAGCUGCACCUAGCAUAGAAAUAAAAGAUCUUGAAGUUAUUCAGAAAAUGAAAGACUCGUGUGCACUUGCCCGAAACAUUCUAGACCAUGCAGGAAGCUGUCUUAAGAUAGGAAUGACAACAGAGGAAGUGGACCAGAUGGUACAUACUGCAGCCAUAGCUCACAAAGCUUAUCCUUCACCACUCAAUUAUCAUGGAUUUCCUAAAUCUGUGUGUACAUCUGUAAAUAAUGUUGCUUGUCAUGGAAUUCCUGAUGAUAGACCACUGGAGGAUGGUGAUAUAAUCAGCAUUGAUGUCAGUGUGUUCUACAAUGGUUACCAUGGAGAUUGUGCAAGGACAUUUGGAAUAGGAGAUGUGGAUGGAAAAGGAAAGAAGUUAAUGCAUGUAGCACAGAACUGCUUGAAUGCAGCAGUGACUGUUUGUGGUCCUGAGCAAAAGUUCAGUGAAAUUGGUAGAAUUAUUAGUGAAACAGCAGAAGUAGGAGGAUGCACAGUUGUUCCUGAAUUUUGUGGCCAUGGGAUUGGGAAAUUCUUUCAUGGACCACCAGAUGUGUUUCAUUUUGUCAAUCAGUCAGAUGGAAUUAUGCAAGAAGGAAUGACUUUUACAAUAGAACCAGUAAUAUCGGAAGGAGAACCAAAGAUUGUGAUUCUUGAAGAUGGCUGGACGGCAGUUACAUUAGACAAUAGUCGCUGUGCUCAGUUUGAGCAUACUAUUCUUGUUACAAAAACAGGUGUAGAGGUUUUGACAUCCUCUUCUAUUGAGGAAUAUAACACAACAUAGAAGUUACUUAGUAGUUUAGCACAAUUAGGAUUGUUAGUGUCAAGGUACUUUCCGAGUUAGACUGCUUUCAGGGAUUUACACUUUGUUCACAUCCUUAGACUAUACCAAAGCAAAAAAGAUUAAAUUCCAGCUCUGUUUUUUGAAACAGUGAAUGUAAGAUAUGAAUUAAUGUUUUAUAAGGUUUCUUUCAAACUGCUAGGUACACUGCUGUGUUAAGUGUUUCACAGAGUAGUACUGUCUUCAAAAUUUGUUGAUGUUUUUUUUUCUUUUCUAUCAUUUAGUUUCAGGGAAGAAAGAGUGCUAAAAUCUUGUGAUGUUUUAACACACUCCUAAUUCUGAUCAAUAUUGGGAAGUACUGUUGUAGGUUAGCCUUGGAUACUGAUAAGAAGUGGUAUUCCUUGGAACUUUAAUUUAGAAUGUAGCCAAUUCUAAAGCUAGGUGUCAAGCAUUUGAUGUCUUUUUUUUUCCCCCACACCAGAAAUGGUUGGAGAUAAAAAAUCUCAAACAGUGAUGUUCAGUUUACUUUUACUGAUUAGCUCUGAGUGCAUGAUUCAAACUACAGUUUUUAACCAAAUAUCAAGCAUGUACAAAUGAAUUUCACUAAUUAUACUGUUCUAAAUCCCUGAAAUAUACUAGAAUAUCAAACAAUGCUAAAACAAACCUGUUAAAAACUGUUAAGAUAAGUAUGGAGUUUAACAUGUAAUUCUCUAGUAUUCUUAAAUAAGCCUCUAUCUCCAUCACUGUAUUUAUCAUCUUGAUGCUCUUACUUUGGCUGGAAUAAGUUAUUAAUCAUCAGUAAACUAGUUUUCAUCAACAAUAAACUGUUUCUAUGAAAACUUGUAAAUAAUACAUGAUGUG
This is a messenger RNA of Limulus polyphemus (Atlantic horseshoe crab), 3149 nucleotides long. RefSeq names its product methionine aminopeptidase 1D, mitochondrial-like. The coding region runs from base 1119 to 2291 and encodes 390 amino acids. Gene Ontology annotation, molecular function: metalloaminopeptidase activity. The record is from RefSeq and is a predicted model, not a curated record. The transcript has 6 exons. Lineage: Eukaryota; Metazoa; Arthropoda; Merostomata; Xiphosura; Limulidae. Gene Ontology annotation, biological process: proteolysis.